CCUGACUGCUACUUGAAAACGCUGUGUGUUGGGAAAGGAACGUCUAUUUGGAAAUAUGUCACCAAUCACGUUUUCCAAAAAAGGUUCAUUUAAUGUUUAAGUGGUAACUGCUGUUACCAUAUUUAAUUUCUGUACCUCGCUAUUGUAUCAUCAGUUUUGCUAUUACACAGGGUGGGCCAAAAGUACGUAUACUGCAGCUUCGUGAUUCAUGAUUGUCGUCCCUCAACAUGGUUUCUUACCAGGUUUAGUGUUUCAGUAUAGAGCAUCUAGUCAGGGUUGGGUUUUCAAAUUAGGGCUCCGAGCCUUGUUCCGGGCUUCAAAUCUUCUAGGGUUUAAAAUAAUGGUAAGAUAAAUUUGGUUUUCAAGGUCAGAGAUUGGAGACUCUAAAAGUGACAGUGAGCCGCUUCCAUCUUUUCUUCGGUCUUCCUUUUGUCCUUCCUUUAAUCUUUCUUCCAUAAAUACGUUAAAGUGUAAACCUACUUUAGCCCACCCAGUAUUUAAUUUUUCUGAAACUUUGUGUGUAAUUUGAACUAACUAUACCUGAACACAUAUUGUAUUGUAAGCAUGGAAUGUCCAAGUACUGACUGGUGUACUUCAUUUCUAAUGGGUUUUCUAGAACUGUGAAGAUCAAGCGAGGAAAUCUUCAGUGGUACAAAGUGCUUCAAGACAAAGAGGCGAAGCAGCGUGAGGGCCAGAGGGUGACUGCAAAGCAGAGUGAGCUUCAGAAGAAGAUAGAGCAACUCAAGAAUGAGAUCGGUCACCUGGACUCAGAGAUCAGAGCAACUGAGGAACAGCUGGCCACUCAAGUCUAUCAGUUCUACCUGGGCUCAGGUGGAGGACAGUCAGGGCAGGAAUUUGCUUCUCCAGGCCUUCAAGCAGCGCUGCGUGUCAGGUCGCAAGAUGCUGUCGAGUAACACUCAGAAGAUCAGUGGCUACUGCCGGGCUCUGGAGCAGAUGGCAAGGAAAGCAGAGGUUGAGGUGCUGUUAGAAAAUCCGCUUUCCAGCAACUGUGACAUUGAAACACUCCUCUUCAAAUCUCCAGUGGAGGCACAAGUCGUGCGUCAAGUGAGACUGCUGUGUAAUGAUAGGGUCCAUUUUUAUCAGUCUUUACAAGAGAGUGAAUUGAAGACUGCAGAGUGUGGACGUAUGACUGGUGGGCAGAGGACUGCUGUGUUUCAGUACUGGUUAAGUGCUGUGGAGAACCUGGUGGAUGCUCACCCUCCAAACCACAUCCUUUCUGCACUGCAACAUUUGGCUUCCAAAGAGCAGAAGGCAUUGGAUGUGAAUGUGUCCUCUCUGGAUGUACCUCAUGAUGUGAAAGGUCUUAGGUUCCGUUAUGAAAACAAUCAUCUCCUGGACAUAUCUAAAGAAGAGGAUGAUGACUUGCCAUCUGUUAAUACCCUCUUACAGGCUAAAUGGCGAGAAGUGGAGGAGAGUUUUGUUGAAUUAUCGCAGACUCGCUCCAGAGUCCAACAACUCCAGAACCAGCUGGUGGCUUGCAGGAAGCAGGCCGAACAGAAGGUGUCUGGCUUUGUCGAUGACCUCCACAAUGACACAUUGGCACAGUCAAUUUUGGAACUGGAGCUUCAGUGUGUGAUGAAGGCUGCAGCCAGAGACUAUAUUAAAGAAUGGUGUAUCCACCGUGACCAGCAUGCCAGAAGCCAACAGGAGGCGCUCCGGAACCUUUGCAGCCAGUGGCAGAACGUUAUGGACUUCAGACAACUAGUGGUCCUCAGGCAGGAACAGAUUAGAAGUCUGAUUAAGGGGAAUUCAUCAGCUAAAACUGAAUUGAUCCACAUGCACAAAGAGCUACAGGACUUUCUGGAGGGCAAACUAGUGCCACAGUGCAAAGAUGUCAGCACUGCUGCCAUUAGUAUAAGAAACUCCAUCUCCAAGGAGGUUAAACAAAUGGGCACCAUUUCGCUUCGAGCUCUGGACCGGAGAACUGUUGAUGGAAUGCAGAGAAUUCCCGCAUCAUGGCUGUCCAUCCAUCGCUUGCAUUCGUCAACCUUCAGCAGCCUGUGUCAGAACAUGGUGUUCCCACUCUACAGGGCUCCAGAGGAGUUGUGCGCCCAAGCGUGCUGCGACCACCUCGAGUGGCGUUUUCUUGUUCAGUUACUACAACUUAACUCUACCACGCUUCGGAAAUCCAAGGAGUGGGCGGCACGGCUUCUUGCAUCUGAUCACAAUGCCUUGCUGUCCAGAGUCGAAGAAGAAGAUAAGAAAUUGUUGAAGUCUCUGGUUCCAAGGGCCAGAAUUCUGACCCAAAAAUGUGCAGAAAGCCUUUCUAAUGGAGAGAAAGUCCAAACGGCCAUCUCUGACUGGUGGGAUCAGCCAGCACAACAUGUCCUACCUGAUGUCUGCAAAGGAGGACUGACUUUUCAGCAGUGGUUAGAGAGGUGGAAACUAGCUGCCAAAGCCUAAGUGAAAGGAGAAUAGUUUACUAAAGUAGCAAAACUGUCUUGCUGUAUUGGUAAUGAAAAUGCACGAUUUAAUGGUAAUUCUCACAUUAUUCAUUAUUGUUCAGUUCCUGUUUUACAGUGUUAUGUUGUGCUAAUAAAUACAUAUUUGUCA
This is a messenger RNA of Phycodurus eques (leafy seadragon), 2574 nucleotides long. It is a transcript of the gene haus5, whose product is annotated as HAUS augmin-like complex, subunit 5. NCBI's taxonomy places the organism in Eukaryota, Metazoa, Chordata, Actinopteri, Syngnathiformes, Syngnathidae. Gene Ontology annotation, cellular component: HAUS complex; centrosome. Gene Ontology annotation, biological process: centrosome cycle; spindle assembly. The record is from RefSeq and is a predicted model, not a curated record. Bases 748 to 2424 code for a protein of 558 amino acids. The transcript is spliced from 18 exons.